This is a messenger RNA of Rattus norvegicus (Norway rat), 694 nucleotides long. Lineage: Eukaryota; Metazoa; Chordata; Mammalia; Rodentia; Muridae. The record is from RefSeq and is a predicted model, not a curated record.
ACCUUCCAUUCUUGUGACCGUCUUUCUAGUUCCAACCCUGGCCCUGAUGAACACUAGUGACAGUCAUCUUCUGGAUGGCUCUGUGGGGACCCAGACCAUCCAUGUUGAUACCUUCCGAGGUAUGGUCAGCAUCCAGGAUGACAACGUUUUGAGUGAAUGGAAUGGCAUCGUGGACUACAAGAACGCCCUCCUGGCAGUUAAGCUCUUUAGUAAGAUGGCCUGUGUCCUGGUCAAGAUGGACCCAGCAGCCUUCCCAAGUUUGAACGACAUUACCCAGGCGGUGGGCAAGCAGGCUUCCGGUCACUACCCACCCACGCGCGGACUGACCUACACAGUUUUGCCCAAUCGAAUCAAAAACUUGGCCCAAUACGGAGUGCCAGUAAAAGACCUAUGCAGAGCGGUCCCCACCUACUUUGCUCGGCAGCAAAAGGAAGGUACCGCCGGGGCAAUGGACCCAGACUCCUGUUCUGAGCUCCAGCUGCUAUCCUUCAUGGGGCUGUCCAUCUGUGGGGAGAUCCCUGGGCUCUGAACCUGGUCCAGCCUCUCUGCCUGUGGGAAGUGUCCCAUACAGGCCCUGCCCUCCACAUCUUGGCAUCCCAUGCCCCCCUGUAAUCUGGGAUUGGGGGUGGGGGGAUAGGUGCAUUUUCUACCUUGUACGAAGAAAUAAUAAAGUUCCAGUGUCUGUGGUCUAGCA